Molecule: messenger RNA, 1611 nt
Organism: Pyricularia pennisetigena
Lineage: Eukaryota; Fungi; Ascomycota; Sordariomycetes; Magnaporthales; Pyriculariaceae
Exons: 4
Coding region: 1-1611 (536 amino acids)
Source: RefSeq, a predicted model, not a curated record
AUGACCUCAACCGUUGAGAAAACACCCACAGAGGUGACAUCGGCAGCCGUGACGGCAUCGCCCGGUCAGGCAGUGCAUCCGGAGAUUGCUGCCGCAGCGCAACCCGUCGAGGCAGUCACCGAGAAACCUCAACCCACUGUCGCCAGCCAAGCCGCGCCCAAUGACGCUGCGCCUGCUGCUACCAGUACAGAACAGACUCCCUCCUCCGCGGCCUCACCCGAAACACAGCCUGUGGCAACUGGUGGAGCGACAGUACAGGAUACGGAACAGACAGCUUCGUUCCCUCAGCGCUUGAAGGAUGAGGAUAGGCAUUGGGCGUGGAAAGUUGCCUUCAGGGCUCUGCAAUGCAUUGUAUGCCUGGUCGGCAUAGGCUGUUGUGCGUGGAUCAUUGCAGCCACCAUCCGCCUCAAAGGCGAUAGUUACUUUGGCGUAAAUUUCAGCACCGACCAAUACAUGGCAAACAUUGCCAUUUCGUUGUUUGUCUUCUCCAUCCUGUGGGGAAUAAUCGACCUCUUGGUUCGACUCUGCCGCAAACCACCUCGGCCAAUCCACCCGGCUGUCACGCUGAGCAUCGAUCUCUGCUUCUGGCUCACCUUCAUAAUCCCGAUCCUCGCCUCUGUUAUUGCCUACGCUGAGAUAGACUAUCUCGGCAGCCAAUUGGUGAUAAGAGAUCCCACCAGCGACAGUCGCAAUAGCUACCGGGGCGAGUACCGCCUGAACCAGACGACUGACACGUGGAUCUACAACAUUACAUAUAUCGAAAGAGCCGAUCGGGAGUACAACUACACGUCGAGGACGUGGUACUACCCCAAGACAGACCCCUCCACCAUCAUCCGUGACUGCUCCAGCUAUUACAGCUCGUGCGCCGAGCAGGACGAGAUGGUCAAUGCUCUGUGGAAACAGAAGCCGACGCGCAUCGCUGUCCUCUUCACCGUCAUUGCCAUGCUCGCUCUUGUCACUUUGUGCCAUUUCCAGCUCUUCGUGUGGGCCUGCGUGGACACGCACAAGUGGCGCAUGAACAAGAAGCAGGCGGAGCUCACAAAGUCGAUUGAGGGGAUGCUGGCUACCGGACAACUGGUACUCUCCCCCGUGCCCGGCAAUGGCCAGCUCGUGUUGCGGCCAUCAGCGGCAUAUUUGCCCACUCAGGUCUACCUACCUGCUCAGGCAUUUCCUCCAGCAAUGCAGCAAGCUCCGCCUGCUACAGCGCAGCAAUGGCAGGGGCAUAUGGUCCCGCCGCCGCAAAAACACGACGCCUCCACCAACGCAGCGUUCUUUGCGGAUGCAAUCCUGCCGAUCCACUUGGUGAAGAAUUGCCCCCUAUCCGAGUGGAUAUCCUGUGUGUCUACGGGCUUGAUCUGGUCGACUGCCUCCCUCGACGGUUCAGGCGACAAUAGCGACGGGUCUUGUAUGGUGAGUCCUGGGCUCCUUUUGGUACCCGAUAGGCUUUGCCCUGGCCAGGUUGUGGGUGCCGACAGGAUCGUGUGGGCAAAAAGGGCAAACAAUAUUUGGAAGAUGAGGAGCUUCAUAGUUGAUAAUACGAGUCAUAAAACGACUGUAUACACUCUUAAAUCUCUACAAGUUAUUGAACCCUCCAGUCUAGCCGAGGUGUAA